AUGGAAGCAGCUUCUCUUUGUUCCUCCUCUUAUUCCUUCCCUUCUCUCCAUCCCCGAAAAAUGUUUUCCCGUCCGUGGAACAAAAAAGGGUCUAGAAACGGUCCGAUUUACGUGGCCAGAAGAGACUCUCGAUGGUGGGAUCACGGCGGACAAUUGGUUGACGAGAACCUGAUCAUGCUGAGGAAACAGAUUCUUGACAUGAAGAUCGUCGAGAGAAACUACGAGCUUCCGUCGGAUUGGAUGGAGUGGGAGAAGCCGUAUAAUAGGUCUUACAAGGAGUGCGUUUGUCGAUUCGUGGGGCUCUUGAAAUCGUAUUUGAUGAAUACCAAGCCUAGCUCGGCUCUUGGGAUGUUAACAUUGCUCACAAUGUGCUUGCAGGCAUCCAUGGUCAUAGUUUUAGUGCACAUGGUUAUGGCUGCCAAUGGAGUCUUGUCCACUAUCAAUUUCCAUUGA
Molecule: messenger RNA, 453 nt
Organism: Hibiscus syriacus
Lineage: Eukaryota; Viridiplantae; Streptophyta; Magnoliopsida; Malvales; Malvaceae
Exons: 1
Coding region: 1-453 (150 amino acids)
Source: RefSeq, a predicted model, not a curated record